AUGUCUCUGAAUCUGGAGAAGCAGCUGCGCUUCUAUGGCGCAUACCACCAUAAUUCCGUCAAUGUGGGGAUACACGUCCUCUGCGUGCCGCCCAUUCUGUUGACGGCGUUCUUGCUCCUCACCAAUACCCCCGCCGUUCCGCUGCCCCCGUGGCUGUCCAUCCCCAAUCUCCCCCUCAAUGUUGGUACUUUCGGCGCAGUGUUGUACUCGACCCUUUAUGUUCUCAUGGAACCCGUGGCAGGAGCUCUGUUUGCGCCCAUCCUCAUCGGUGCUACCGCCUACGGCAACUAUCUGACGUCGACAUACGGAGCCACGGCAAACUAUUGGGCAGGUGGGAUCAACGUUGCAUGCUGGCUCGCGCAGUUCAUCGGGCACGGCAAGUUCGAGGGUAGAGCUCCCGCGCUGCUCGACAAUCUUGUGCAGGCAUUCUUUCUGGCGCCAUUCUUCGUCUGGUUCGAGAUCCUAUUCUUCCUUGGCUACCGCCCUGAGCUGAAGAGCCGCAUCGACAAGGGUGUGGAGGAGGACAUCCAGAAGUUCAGGAAGAGCAAGGGACAGAAUGGCUCAGCACACUGA
Messenger RNA from Ascochyta rabiei, 573 nucleotides. RefSeq lists its product as uncharacterized. Lineage: Eukaryota; Fungi; Ascomycota; Dothideomycetes; Pleosporales; Didymellaceae. The record is from RefSeq and is a predicted model, not a curated record. Gene Ontology annotation, biological process: sphingoid catabolic process. The transcript is spliced from 4 exons. Gene Ontology annotation, cellular component: endoplasmic reticulum. The coding region runs from base 1 to 573 and encodes 190 amino acids.